This is a messenger RNA of Penicillium malachiteum, 1008 nucleotides long. RefSeq names its product putative peroxisomal carrier protein. The transcript has 4 exons. Gene Ontology annotation, biological process: transmembrane transport. The record is from RefSeq and is a predicted model, not a curated record. NCBI's taxonomy places the organism in Eukaryota, Fungi, Ascomycota, Eurotiomycetes, Eurotiales, Aspergillaceae. Bases 1 to 1008 code for a protein of 335 amino acids.
AUGUCAGGUCAAUCGAAAGCUGCACGCCUUUCCCCAUGGGGCAGUGCGGUUGCAGGUGCAACUGGUGCGGUGUUGGCCAAUUCGAUUGUAUACCCAUUGGAUCUUGUCAAGACGAAAUUACAAGUCCAAGUAAAGCAGAAGGGAGCUGAGGCAUCCGAGGAUGACGAACACUAUGAAUCGACCAUUGACGCGAUCACCAAGAUUGUGGAGAAGGAAGGACUCACCGGCUUGUACUCUGGCAUUGCAGGCUCACUUCUCGGUGUCGCCUCCACCAACUUCGCCUAUUUCUACUGGUACAGCGUUGUUCGCACUCUGUACAUGGCUUCCAACAAAUCACCCAAGCCUCCCGGAACCGCCAUCGAGCUGAGCCUUGGCGCAGUUGCUGGCGCGGUAGCUCAGAUCUUCACUAUUCCAGUUUCUGUCAUUACUACACGACAGCAGACGCAACCUAAGAGCGAGAAGAAGGGUCUGAUUGAGACAGGUCGGGAAGUUGUUGAGAGCGAAGAUGGCUGGACUGGACUGUGGCGAGGCCUGAAGGCCAGUUUGAUUCUGGUUGUCAACCCUGCGAUUACAUACGGCGCAUAUCAGCGAUUAAAGGAUGUCUUCUUCCCAGGCAAGGCCAACCUGAAGCCCUGGGAAGCGUUCUUCCUUGGUGCUAUGUCCAAAGCCCUUGCAACAAUCGCUACUCAGCCCCUGAUUGUUGCCAAGGUUGGCUUGCAAUCACGUCCCCCACCAGCUCGCAAGGGCAAGCCCUUCAAGACCUUUGGUGAGGUUAUGAGGUAUAUUAUUGAGAAUGAGGGCGUUAUGUCUCUUUUCAAGGGUAUUGGACCCCAGAUCACGAAGGGUCUUUUGGUACAAGGUCUACUCAUGAUGACCAAGGAACGUAUGGAACUGGCCUUCCUCGUCCUUUUUGCCUCCAUCGCCAAAAUGAGAAAGAACAAGCUCAAGAAGGUUGCAGACUCUGUUGUGGAUAAGGCCACAACUAGCCUGCCUGCAACUCUGAAAUAG